AAAUGGCAUAACAAUCGAUACAUCGCAAUUCACGCCACGCCAAUGGUGCUGAACUCAGCAAAAUUAAGCGGAGCUUUGGUCUCAGCUAGCCUCCCUGCAUCUAUUUUGAACAGAUAACCACACACGUUUCAAAAUACACACACAUUGCAAUGUUCGAUGGUCUUCAAAAUUUUUCAUUCACUCAGUCUUGUCGCGACAAGGGAUUUGCUAGCACGUCCGUGUUCGGAGUGUCAAACGAGGUUUUAGUAUAAGGAUGCUUAAAUUCUACCAGAACAAUUUUCACGAAGUUGUAAAGUGAUUUCAUUUUACAGUUGUCAUCGAAAUUGAUGAGACAUGGUGAAUCUUGAAACAUGUUUCAUUUGCGGGUUAAAUUUGGCAGAGGGGGAAGUGGAUGCUGUGAAGUCCAGAGGGUUAAAAACCUUAAUUCGGUGCAGUGCGGAAUGUAAAGACGGGAACGAUGCAUUUUUAAAGACUAUUAAGAGUGUAAAAGUGCAUUCGAAGUGUCGAAAGAUCUAUACGAAGGAAAAAAGUCGAAGGGUCAAAUCGACUCAACCAGAAAGUACCUCGGCGAGUUUUCGUAGCAAUGUCCCUUCUUUCGAUUUUAAAAAAAAUUGUAUCUUUUGUGCUGAAGAUGCGAGUGAUGUGUUUUUGCAAAGACAAAUAAAAGUAAAGCGAAGUAAGCGCGUGUCAGUGAAUCGCGUCGAGACCAUGGGAAUUAAGGAUACACUUAUGGAAAUUAUCGAUGAACGGGAUGAUGAACAAUGCCAACAACUUUUUACGCGCAUUAGUACAGUUGAUCUAAUUGCAGCUGAGGCCAGAUAUCACUCUAAUUGUUGCAAGCUGUUCUACUCACAACCGAGGAAAGGUAAACCCAGAGGUCGACCUGAAAGCGCCCACACUGGUGCUGCCAUGAAUUUUGCAUUCAAUUUUCUUGAGAAAAACAGUGAAGAAUGCCAGUUUUCUCUAGAUGAAAUAUUUGAAGGUUUUAAGGGUGAACUGCCCAGUCAGAGAGUAAUUAAGGAAAAACUGGUGGCAAAGUACGGCGAAGACAUCCAGGUCACAUCAGUUAAAAACCGGAAACCCGUGGUUUGUUUUCGGAACACCGGACACAAAAUUCUAUCAGAACAGUGGUACUCAAAGCAGGAUGCCUCUGAAAAGGACGAAAGACUUCGAAUAGUGAAAUCUGCCGCCGAAAUUAUUUGCGAGGAUAUCAGGCAGACAGUUUAUGAUACCGAAAAUUAUCCUCAAUGUAAUGAUUUUUUGAUAUCCGUUGAAGAAGACGUACCGGAAACUUUAAAUUGUUUGCUGGAAACUAUCAUAACUUCGCACAAAAAAGGAUCCAUGGAUAAGUGGAAAACCAGAUGUACAGCCAUCGCUCACGCCAUUAUAGCCUCCGUCCGGCCUAAGUCGUUCGUUUCUGGAUUGCAAGUUGGCCUUUCAAGUCUUAUCAAUCAAAAAUUCGGAUCAAGGCAGCUAAUUGAUGUGUUAGCAUCUUUAGGUUUUUGCUCGACUUACAGAGAAGCAACUAGAUUACAGAUUUCCGCAAUGACAGACCCGCCUAAUUUUUCAAUCCAGGAGUCAUUUUCACAGUUUGUGUUUGAUAAUGCUGACGUCAAUGUAUGCACGCUUGAUGGGUACAAUACGUUCCACAGCAUGGGCGGCAUUCAGUGCAUCACACCCCGAACAGCGGUUUCUUGUGAGAAAAAAAUCCCAAGACUGAAAAUUAUUCCAUCUGCUGAUUCUGUUGCUUUAUCGAGUCAAGUGCCCAUUCAAAUUUUUCACAAAACUGAAAAUUCGGGGCUUAAUUUAGUGAAAAUUGAAAAUUUAUGCGAUAAAAAUCCUUUAUGUGAGGAAAUUGUUCCAUCUAUUUCAGACUUUCUUUGGUUGUUCGCUAAAGCCUCAGAAUCGUUUGAAUUGCCAGGUUGGAAUGGGUACAUGGAAAAAAUUACAGCUCACUUGCCACAUGAAAAGUCGUACAUUUUGUGUCUUCCGUUUACAAAUGCUCCUCCGUCUGAUUUCAACACAAUUUACACUGUACUUCUCACUGCUGUAGAAAAAACUAAGCUAGCUAAACAAACUUGUUGUAUUGUAACUUUUGACCAGCCAUUGUAUUUUAAAGCACGAGACAUCAUAGCAUCUGCUGAAAAAGGUUCUGAUUUGAGCAAGAUCAUAGUUAGGCUAGGUGGAUUCCACCUACUAAUGUCAUACCUAGGUGCUUUGGGUUUUAUCAUGGAUGGCAGUGGGUUGAAGGAUGUGUUUAAUACAGUUUACGCCGGUGCUUCAACGGAUAAAAUGCUAACAGGUCAUGCAUAUGCAAGGGCAUUUCGAGCACAUUUGCUAACUCGCCUAGCUUUAGCCAAAAUUAUUUUUAAAGAAUUAAAUUUAACAUCGGAUGAAGAAACUUUGUUAACCGAAUAUUUACUGAUGCUUGAGGAGCCUGAUUAUUUAAGUAAAAUCCAAAACACAGAGGUAAGGAGUUUGAUAGACAAAUUCUUACUUUUACUGAGACAAAUCGAAGAAAGAGGCCCCACUUCAAAGUUAUGGGUUCAGUAUUUCGAUGCUGUGACAUUAAUGAUUUUAUUUGUUGAAUCUGAACGCUCAGGUAAUUGGACUUUACACCUUCAAACUGUGCAAAAGAUGAUACCAUUUUUUCACGCAAGUGGACACUUUUUGUACGCAAAAUCGUGUCAUUUAUACUUACAGGACAUGUUAGAGCUCAAAAAUAAAAUGAGUCUGGGCGAAUAUUGUUCUUUUGUUGAAAGAGGAAUGUUUACUGUCAGACGUUCCAACAAAUUUUGGUCAGGUAUAUGGUCAGAUAUGACCAUUGAGCAAACUUUAAUGAGAUCUCUAAAAAGUUCUGGGGGCCUCAGCCAUGGUAGAGGUAUUAGUGAUUCCACCUUAGCAAAAUGGAUACUUUCUAUGCCUUUUUUGUCCAGCAUUUCUCAAUCAGUUGAAAAUUUUUGUAAAAUUUCGUUGCACACAACAGAGCAACACGUAGACAGUCGACCCUCUCGAGUCUCCCGUGAUAAUAAUGAUUGUGGGAAGUUCACAGAAUGGUUUUCUUUGCAUCCGCCGUUCCCUGAAAAUGAUAAUCUCGUGUCAAUCAGCACAGGUGUUGUUGCUGAUCCAAAAAUUAACUGUCAUAAAGCUCGUGAAGUUGGUAGGGUGCAAAUGAGUACGCUGGAGGGCACUUUCGGUGAAAUCAAAUUUAAAAGGAGCAACCGCGUGUUACCCAUUUCUGCAACAAACUGCAGCGUUAAAUUAAAUAAUAAAGUAAUACCCAUUAAUCCUACACUUCUUUUUCAAAGGAUUUCUUUCCUUAAAAAAUCAGACAAACAAUUGGAGGAUUAUUUUCAAUUCGAACUGGCUCCUUAUCCAUUGGCUCUUUUUGACGAAUCCGGAAUGCGGAAAACGUCUAAGUCAGUGAUCUAUGAAUUUUUUUCAACUUGCGAAACUGUAGUCAAAUUGAAAGAUUCUAUCUGUGUGAUUGAUGGAGGAUUUUUGGUUCACAAAAUUAUCUGGCAUCGGCAAGAAACAUACUCCCAAAUACUCGAUAAACAUGUUGAGUAUGUGCAGAAAAAUUAUUCCGCUAACACGACAGUGGUGUUUGAUGGAUAUCCGGAGGACAGCGAAGCAAAGAGCACCAAAACAGCGGAACGCUGUCGGAGAUCAAAAUCAUUAUCAUCUCCAGAGAUUAUUUUUGAAGAGAGUAUGUCAGCGACUGUCACACAAAGUAAAUUCCUCGCGAACGAGAAAAAUAAAAGUCGAUUGAUAGCUUUACUAAGAGAGAGGUUUGAGAGGGCAGGUAUUAAAACUAAACAAGCGAAAGAGGAUGCUGACGUACUUAUUGUAAAUACAGCCAUGGAGUACUCUGAAAAUUCUCCAUCAGUCGUAAUUGUAGGUGAAGACUCUGAUCUCUUAGUAAUCCUUACAGCUUUGAACAACUCUAAGAAAAACAUUUAUUUUCUUAAGCCGGGUAAAGGUAAAAUUCCCAAUAAAACUUACUCGCUGAACCAGAACCUAACUUUAGCAGAUAAUGUUUCACUUUUACACGCAUUCACUGGUUGUGAUACCACAUCUGCAAUUUUCAGGCAAGGAAAACAUAAGCUCUUCAAAUUGUUACAAAAAGAUGAGAGCUUAAAAUUAGCGGCUCAAAUUUUUAAAAAACCAAAUGCCUCACCAGAGGCAGUAGCUAGUGCAGGGGAAAAGUUGUUUCUUUCCCUCUACGGUGCUCAAGGUGAUGUAUCAUUGAAUCAAUUUAGGUACCAGUGCUUCACACAAGCGAUAAGCAAAAGUGCACCGAAUAAUUUAGCUUCCUUGCCCCCUUCUUCAGAUUCAGCGCGUAUGCAUUCAUUUAGAGUCUAUUUACAAAUGCAGAUGUGGUAUGGUCACGAAAUAUCUCCAUUACAGUGGGGGUGGAAACAUUGUAAAACUGGACUAUUCCCGAUUCCAAUGCAGAAUGAUCCGGCGCCUCAAGAGCUUUUAAAAUUAAUUUCAUGCAAAUGUGUGAAGGGCUGUCAAAAUGCUUGUUCCUGCCGAAAAGCAGGCUUACACUGCUCUUUACUUUGCAAAAACUGCGAAGGUAGAUCAUGCUCAAACGUGGCCGAUAUCAUCGAAGAUGAGGAUAGCAUGGAUGAAGAUGAAAUGUAAGAAUCUCGUGUGUAGAUUGUAAGGCAAAUAUGAACCUCUCCCAGGUGUUAAAUCUGAUUUUUUUUGUAUUUCAGUGAAUUUUCAAAUAUAUGUUCAACUGUAAAUUGGAGAAACUUGCUUUUCUUAUAU
Messenger RNA from Bemisia tabaci, 4779 nucleotides. Lineage: Eukaryota; Metazoa; Arthropoda; Insecta; Hemiptera; Aleyrodidae. The record is from RefSeq and is a predicted model, not a curated record.